Messenger RNA from Hyphopichia burtonii NRRL Y-1933, 816 nucleotides. It is a transcript of the gene MET8, whose product is annotated as bifunctional precorrin-2 dehydrogenase/sirohydrochlorin ferrochelatase. Gene Ontology annotation, molecular function: precorrin-2 dehydrogenase activity; protoporphyrin ferrochelatase activity. The coding region runs from base 1 to 816 and encodes 271 amino acids. Lineage: Eukaryota; Fungi; Ascomycota; Pichiomycetes; Serinales; Debaryomycetaceae. Gene Ontology annotation, biological process: siroheme biosynthetic process. The record is from RefSeq and is a predicted model, not a curated record. The transcript has a single exon.
AUGUCGAAGGAAGUGAGUGGAUCGCUUUUGCUAGCAUGGCAAGUUAAGGGGAAACACUGUUUGGUGAUUGGAUCGGGUGACGUUGCGCUUAGCAGAAUCAACCAUUUGAUCAGGGCCAAUGCAAAGAUCACGGUGAUAACUGGCGGAGGCCAUAUCCACGAGGAUAUUGUCAAGCUCCACGAAGAAGGGGUGAUAUACAAUUUGGUGAAGAGAAAUUACGAAUCGAGGGAUUUGAAAAUGUAUGAGAAAACGUCUAUUGAAUUAGAUGGAAUCGAGAAAUUGAUAAAUCCGAGCCAUUAUGAAGAAAUAAGACAAGUUGUUGAACACGAAGUUUUCGCAAACGUUUGUUGUUGCAUUGAUGAUUAUGAAUUGUCAGAGAGAAUCUAUUACCAGUGUAAAUUUUUGCGGUUACCGGUCAAUAUUGCUGAUAAACCUCCAUUAUGUGAUUUUUAUUUUGGGAGUAUGUUUAAUCAGGACAAUUUACAGAUUAUGAUUAGCACUAAUGGGAAAUCACCGAGAUUGUCAAAAUUGAUAAAAGACAAUAUUGCAAGACAGUUUGAAGGAAUUGAUUUGAAUAAGGCGGUGGAGAACUUGGGGUUAAUUCGAUCUUGUUUGCGGUCAAAUAUCGUGAUUGAUGAUGAUUUGAUUAGUAUUGAUACUAGAAUGAAUUGGAUUAAACAGUUGACUGAUUAUUUCUCUUUAAAAGAAUGGAGUCAUUUCAAUUUAACUGAUGAAAAUUGUAGGAAAAUUAUAUCUUACUUUCCUGAAUUUCCUCCUAAAGAUUAUCAAGAAUUUGAAAAAAUUAUUUCUAAUUAG